GUAGGAGCAGGCGCUGGGCAUUAAUUGUUUUGCUGCUGAGCUGUCAAGUUGUCAGUGUUCGUUUUCCUGCGCCCGCCCUCCUCUUUUUUUUACCGACCUUAUUUUCCCUAUUCAGCUGUAUUGCUGCGCCAUAUAUCUGGUGCCCUCUGUUACCCACGAUGCCCAGGACUGUGGGCAUGUAGUGUUGCCAGCCCCUCCCCCCCCCCUCCUUUCAGUCCAAGAUGGCGGUCCAGGAAUCAGCUGCUCAGCUCUCAAUGGCUCUGAAGGUUCAGGAGUAUCCAACUUUAAAGGUUCCUUAUGAGACCCUUAACAAGCGCUUCCGGGCAGCACAGAAGAACAUAGAUCGGGAGACGAGCCAUGUCUCCAUGGUUGUGGCAGAGCUGGAGAAGACAUUGGGCAGCUGCCCUGCUGUAGACUCUGUGGUUAGCCUGCUGGACGGAGUGGUGGAGAAACUAAGUGUUCUUAAGAGAAAGGCAGUAGAGUCCAUCCAAGCAGAGGAUGAGAGCGCAAAGUUGUGCAAGAGGCGGAUUGAACACUUAAAAGAGCACAGCAGUGAUCAGACUCCUGCCGUAAAUAUGUGGAAAAAGAAGCGCAUGGACCGUAUGAUGGUGGAACACCUCCUUCGGUGUGGCUACUAUAACACAGCAGUGAAGCUGGCCAGGCAAAGCGGUAUAGAGGAUCUAGUAAAUAUAGAAAUGUUCCUUACUGCGAAGGAAGUGGAGGAAUCCCUGGAAAGACAAGAGACCAUGACCUGCCUGGCAUGGUGCCAUGAUAACAAGUCUAGACUUAGGAAAAUGAAGAGCUGCCUGGAAUUCAGCCUGAGGAUCCAGGAGUUCAUAGAACUAAUUCGACAGAACAAGAGGCUGGAUGCUGUUAGACAUGCUAGAAAACACUUUAGCCAGGCAGAAGGGAGUCAGUUGGAUGAGGUGCGACAAGUGAUGGGGAUGCUGGCGUUUCCUUCAGACACGCACAUCUCUCCUUACAAGGAUCUCCUGGACCCUGCCCGGUGGCGCAUGCUUAUCCAACAGUUCCGCUAUGACAACUAUAGACUACAUCAGCUGGGAAAUAACUCUGUUUUUACCAUAACUCUUCAAGCAGGCCUAUCUGCCAUCAAAACACCACAGUGCUACAAAGAGGAUGGGACUUCCAAAAACCCGGACUGCCCAGUGUGCAGCAAGUCCCUGAAUAAACUAGCUCAGCCCCUUCCAAUGGCACACUGUGCCAACUCCAGGCUUGUGUGUAAGAUUUCGGGAGACGUCAUGAAUGAAAACAACCCUCCUAUGAUGCUGCCUAAUGGAUAUGUCUAUGGAUAUAAUUCUCUUCUUUCUAUUCGCCAAGAUGACAAAGUGACUUGCCCAAGAACCAAAGAAGUCUUCAACUUCUCCCAAGCCGAGAAGGUCUACAUCAUGUAGAUCUCAUCCACGUGCCUCCCUAAUGCUGCUGAAGAUUAGACAGAGGGAGAGGUUCAGCAGUAUCUCACGCACAACAAGUCCAUGGGGUCACAGGGCACCCUAUUCCAUGGUUGCAUUUAUUCACUUCAAUUGCGACCAAAGAUUAUCAACAAGCAACAACAAAAAAGUUACAACAACAAAGUGCAAAAACUGAAAUAAAAAAAAUUGUACUUUUAGGAGAUUUCAAUUCUUUUGAUUGUGAGCAUAUAUAUAUAUAUAUUUUUUUUUUGUAACACAAGUCAAGACUGAGGCUACUGAAGCCCCAUGACUAAAGUUAUUUAAUUCCUGACCCUUUCUUACUACACAAGUAGUAAUGCCUACGAGGGUUGCGUUAGUUCUGUGUUAGGUCUUGGGAUCAUAUCCGUAUCGCUGCCUUAUUCCUAGCUUUCAGAAUGUACUACUCACAUGGAAACACAUAAUACAGUCCUUCCUUCCUGCGUCGGAUCUCUUUACCGCUCCCGGGACCUACGUUUUUAAGAAGCCAACUACGAGCCACCAGGAAAAGCCACGGUUCUGUUUUUAGCAGCGCAGGAUUCGUCUUCACUCACCGCAGAAAGGAAAAAAAAAAAAAAAACAUUUUAGUCUUUCCAAGUCUUUAGGAACCAGUGCUGUAGAAAUUUGUAUUUAGUGCUUAUUUUUGCAUGUUGGUGUUCAUUAGCUAAUAAAAAAAAAUUGUAAAUUUGAAACCUGUUAAGC
Messenger RNA from Hyla sarda, 2147 nucleotides. RefSeq names its product macrophage erythroblast attacher, E3 ubiquitin ligase (gene MAEA). The record is from RefSeq and is a predicted model, not a curated record. Gene Ontology annotation, biological process: proteasome-mediated ubiquitin-dependent protein catabolic process. The coding region runs from base 222 to 1412 and encodes 396 amino acids. NCBI's taxonomy places the organism in Eukaryota, Metazoa, Chordata, Amphibia, Anura, Hylidae. The transcript has 9 exons. Gene Ontology annotation, cellular component: nucleus; cytoplasm; GID complex. Gene Ontology annotation, molecular function: protein binding; ubiquitin protein ligase activity.